UUCAACUCGACCAGUUGAUGGAACUCAAUUCACCCACUCUGUCAUCCAGCUCCCUGCUUCCUUGGCCCAUCGGAUGGGUGAAGCUCCAUAAUCGAGUGGUUGAGUGGUGAAGCGCACGAUGUCCGCUCCCGGCUGUUCGUUGCGACUCGGCGCUUUGCGGGCUACCCGACAUGGCCUGAAUGCACACCCCCUUCGAGUACCAUGCUCGGCUCCUCCACAUUGCGCCGCGAGGCUGCUCGUCACAACUCAGCAGAGGCGCAAUUUCCACCCGUCACGACCUACUCGAAUGGUUGCCACAUCCAUUGAGUGUGCCCACGAUCUCUUACAAGUGGUCCAUACAUAUACUGGCCUUCCCUGGGUGGCUUCCAUCCCGCUCACAGCUAUUACAGCCCGGGUUAUGUUCGGAUUGCCCUUUCUCAUGUGGUCAAAAUCGCAACAAAACAGAAAAGUGCUUGUAGCCCCAGCGAUGAUUGCCUAUACCCAUAUGAAGAGGAAGAGUAUCAUGGAUGCAGCUGCCAAGAAACAGCAGUUUCUAUCACCACGUGUUGUGAGCCGCCACACUGCUGUGGCAGCAGCGCAGUUCAAAAAGGGGUUGUUUAAGCGCCAUCACCUUCGGUUGUCUUCGUUCGCUCCGUUCGCUCCGAUAUUACAACUCCCCUUUUGGCUCGCUUUUAUGGAGAGUAUCCGAUCAAUGAGUGGGUGGCAACCUGGUCUCCUCGUCAUUUUGCAACAGUGGUUUAAUCCGAAUGGCGUCAAAGCUCAAGUUCCAGUGGAAUCUUCUCUCUCCACUGAAGGGGCGCUAUGGUUUCCUGACCUUAUGGCCGCAGAUCCCCUCGGCGUGCUUCCAGUUGCUAUUUCGGUUUUGAUGUUCAUCCAUAUUACUUGGGGUUCCAAGAUUAACAAGAUGAAAGAUAUUCCCAAAUUGGUAGCACUAGGCAACUUGCAGGGCGUAUUUAGUUGGGCGAUCCAUCGCAUCUUUCAAGCAAUGUCGAUCUGGAUUGCGCCGGCUCUAUUGUACUCACAAGCCCCUGCAGCUCUCUGUAUCUACUGGCUAUCCACGACUUGCGUUGCAAUUGUCCAGUCCCGGCUUCUGCAAAUGUACAUGCCGACUCCGAACAUCCCCAUGCCUUGCAGAAAACGGACGAUUGUGAGGUUUAUGUAUGAACGGAAACCAGGCACUCAAGAGCUUCGUAAGGUCCCUCGGUUUGGAAUGAUGAUGUGAUUUGCGAAAAAAUUCUCUACAGAACAACCCUUUGUUUCUCUUGCAGUAUCGAGGCCUGGAAGUGUGAUAUUUGAUAUAUUUUAUAGAUGGCUGGAGCGUUCGAGGAGACAGGGUGCCAUGUUCAUUAUGGAUUCUACAGUGACAGGUCCUCCAGACAAGUUUACCCCCUAUCUACUAGACCUGUACUGCGCCGGAAGGAUCCGAACUCUGUUCACCAUAUGACGGAAUAUCGACGGGAUGGUCACUCGUACGGAGCUUACUGGGAGAUUUGGAGGGAGGACGAGAAUAGAAAUAUAUCAAGAUAUAAAAUGUCUUGCCGGCCUCGCACGGGGCCAUGGGGAAGAGAGCCUUCGGAGCAUGUAUUUUCUCGAAUGAAGAUCAUAUGUAUAACUAGUACACAACGGGUGGAAGGCUGCGGCAUGGGCAUUGGCGCAUUGAUUUGAUGUGUUUUUUUGUGCGUCUGGCAAGUGACUUGAAAUUGUUUGGUUUAAGGUAUAGAAUACCCAGAUAUCUAUUUGGAUAGGGCCGACAUCUUGCACAGUACAUAAUUUGAUUUGGUGUAUUGUUCUCACUUGUUUAUGGAGCCUUCAGCAAGCCCCGUUUUGGGGAUAUUGGUAGCUUAAUUUAGCACUUUCAUGCUGCAUGAAAGGGAAUAAUAACUAGAAGAACAAAUAUCGAAGAGAAGCGAGAAAGAAUCAAAGAGCUACCGUAUCUUUUAACAUACGUAUAUCGAGAGAUUCGUCAGGAAAUUCUCUUCAAGCUGGGCCAAUCAGAUCUUUAGAAGAAGGACCUACAACCCAACAAAAGAAGGAGAAAUAUGAAAGUAGUAAGGGAUCCGACCGUACCAAGAAAGUAGUAUGAGAAAGACUCGGAAAUUUACGAUGCAAACAAUCAACUGA
This is a messenger RNA of Blastomyces gilchristii SLH14081, 2121 nucleotides long. Its product is annotated as mitochondrial export translocase. The transcript has a single exon. NCBI's taxonomy places the organism in Eukaryota, Fungi, Ascomycota, Eurotiomycetes, Onygenales, Ajellomycetaceae. Gene Ontology annotation, cellular component: mitochondrial inner membrane. Gene Ontology annotation, biological process: mitochondrial respiratory chain complex IV assembly; protein insertion into mitochondrial inner membrane from matrix. Gene Ontology annotation, molecular function: membrane insertase activity. The record is from RefSeq and is a predicted model, not a curated record. The coding region runs from base 119 to 1222 and encodes 367 amino acids.